AGAAAUGAAAGUCGAUCGCUCAGUGGGUGGUGGAAACUUAAACCCGAAAGUCUCUUAGUGAUUCAGCUGAACACGGAAAACGCCGAAGCACUGAAGUUACUACAGAAACGGAGAAGAUGAUAUCAGCGCUAAACGUAAGUUCUAUCUGCUCUCUGCCCGUUGAGGGCACAUUUAUAUGUUGUGUGUCCUGCAGUAUGUACAGUUCAGGUUUUCCGGCCGACAUUGUAGACAGUUUCACCUGCCAAAAGUGUUUAGUUAAUUUAGAGUUGGUCGGGAAAAUACGCGAAUUGGAGGACCGCGUUAGGAACCUGAUAGCGAUUAGGCAAACCGAAAAUUGGAUCGACUCGGUUUGUUUAGACAAUUCGGCUACUUCUGAUUCGGCUUCAGUCUCUCCAGGUCCCACUGUAGUCAGUGCACGGCCAAAGUCAGCAGCACCAAUUCAGCCACAGGGCGAGUGGGUAACAGUAAGACGGGGGUCUAAGAAUCCAAAAGGUAGUCCCCCGGCACCCAGGUCACCAAUUCGGACCCAGAACAGAUUCUCAGCACUCCGCAGCGCGCCUGUGGAAACUGAGAAUAAGAAAGUGCUCAUAAUUGGCGAUUCCAUAGUGCGGAAUGUUAGAAUUCCAAACUAUGUUAAACCAGCAGUUAAUGUUAAGUGCCUCGCAGGGGCCAAGAUUUCUGGCAUAGAGGCCGCAUUGGACCGUGUCGCAGACGAUGAAGUAUCUACCUUAUUGCUGCUUGUCGGCACUAAUGAUAUUUAUUCACAGCAAUCUGAGGUAUUAAAGAGGAACUUCAUCUCUCUUUGCAUCAAAGCUAAAAGAAAAUGUCGGAAUUUAGUUGUAUGUGGCCCCUUACCAAGAUUAUAUAGAGGGGAUGUGAUUUAUAGCAGAUUGCAUUCCCUUCACUGCUGGCUAGAAACCUGGUGUGCAAACAAAAGCAUAGCGUUUGUGAACAAUUGGGAUGAUUUUUGGGAAAGGCCUGGAUUUUUCAGAAGAGAUGGUCUUCAUCCUAACUGGAGGGGAUCUUAUGUAUUAUCCCUAAAUAUGGCAGCAAAACUGCCUGGUUGACUGAUUAGAGCACCAUCCAGGCCACAGUCAUGUGAUCUUAAAUCACAGGCUGUUGUUUAUCCCACCUGUUACUUUCCUGAAGCUGUUACCCAUAAUCCUUGUCUUGGGGCAUCCAGUAAAUUUAGUCUUGAUACAAACCUUAAAUUAAUUGAUAACCAAAAAAUAAGGUGUAUAAUUAGACCAAGGGAUAAAACCAGACCCUCCACCAGGGGCAU
Messenger RNA from Erpetoichthys calabaricus (reedfish), 1282 nucleotides. RefSeq lists its product as uncharacterized. NCBI's taxonomy places the organism in Eukaryota, Metazoa, Chordata, Cladistia, Polypteriformes, Polypteridae. Bases 117 to 1067 code for a protein of 316 amino acids. The transcript has 2 exons. The record is from RefSeq and is a predicted model, not a curated record.